Messenger RNA from Haliotis rufescens (red abalone), 1845 nucleotides. RefSeq names its product testicular haploid expressed gene protein-like. Gene Ontology annotation, biological process: spermatogenesis. Bases 173 to 1033 code for a protein of 286 amino acids. The transcript has 5 exons. The record is from RefSeq and is a predicted model, not a curated record. Lineage: Eukaryota; Metazoa; Mollusca; Gastropoda; Lepetellida; Haliotidae.
AGCAGAUGGACACGGUCGUUCAGGGUGCGAGCCGACAGUAAACCACUUCCAAAACGGUGUAAAUCUUGAACAUAUAGCUGUGGACUCCGGGUUGGUUUGAAUCCAGUUGUGACAUAUAAGGAGGGACUUGUCGGAGAUCUAGAUGUGACGAGCCGAGGGACCUAUCUUGGACAUGGAUCUACUACUGAAGGAAUUAUCUUUUGAGUAUCCAAAAGCUAUCUUCAGUCAGAGGGACGCCUUCACGCAGACAGAACCAAAAAGUACGCGAAGAAUAGACUUGUUAUCGAGGGCCAAACCAGUACCUCCAGGUUUUUUAGAGGAUAGGCGUUCCGUGUACUGGGUAGACAAUGACCCCCAGCAGCCGCAGGGACUGACCGAGGGAGGAACAUCUAGGGUCACACUCUUCACAACCACCACACGGCUCGAGGAACUGGCUCGUCACAGGUCUGCGCAUCAUGAGUAUAAGAAACACAGACCCACUCCAAUAUGGCCUGUGAAGAAGUCGGCUUUAGAUGCCACUCCAACGGAGCGGCUUGAGGUCUUGAGUCUUGCGAAGGGACUCCAUGAUGAGUUCAAGAUAGAGAGAUCUCCAUACUCAGUGGUAACCAAGGCGGCACGCAGUGUGUCCGCAUCAGAACGCCUUCAGUCACUUGCCGUCCCCAAAAACAGGGAAGACCGAUAUUGUGUCAAUGACUACGAGUGGGGUCAACCCAGCGAGGUCUCUCCAGCAGCCAAAACGGCCAGUGCCUCGGCAAGGGUGGAGACGCUAGCAGAAGCUAAGGGCUAUCACGACAACUUCAAGGGAGAGAACCCUGUCCAGUGGCCAGUAUCGGAUCAGGCUCUGAAGGCUAUAGCAUCCCUGCGUCUUCAGCAGCUGGCGCGGCCACGGAGUCGUACGAUGAUCAAAGACGACUAUGAUCCAUACAAGGUCACUCUUGCUGCCAAGAAGGCUAGAGCAACACCGAGGCUGGAGGAGCUGUGUGCCCCAAUACCUCGCAAGGUGCGGCAGAAGAAGACGGUUGCAGUUGGUUAGUGAAGAACAGGACAGUGUUAUGUAUUCAUGUCAGUAUUACUCAUUUGUUUUAAGCAGUAUUAUACAGUUUGGCAAGCUUCUGAUCAGUAUUACAUUGAAUCUUCUUGUUGCAAAGAUUUGUUUAUGUCAAUAUGCUGUAACAACAAAUCUCAGGUUGCACAGCAUUUUGUGUUCUGAAAUCAAAAUGUUUAUAAUAUUGAUGAGUGUGUUAUAAUAAAGCUGUGUAGUGAUAUAUAAUUUACAUGACUGAUAGUCAUAAUCAUCAUAAUCAUACAGUUUAGACAUUUUUCAAUGCUGUACCAACUGUUUCUGAGGUCGUACAUGUGAAAAGGAUUUUUUCAAUAUGGAAAAAAAGAAUUGGAUGGACAGCAGGGGCAUUUUCAUCAGUAUGUAUAUAUGUAUAUACUGUAUUUGAAUUUAGAGUAUUGCAAGGUAGUACAGUAGAACACGGAUAUAACGAACUACAAGGGACCAGAGAAAUCAGUUCGUUAUCUCCGUUAUCUGUCUCAAUACACGUAAUUGCAGUGUUACACGUGAAAUCUUCAUGGCCUAAUUUCCGGGCGAGUGAACUGACACUUGGACACAAUCUCGUAAAAUUUAUAUGUUUAAUGUUUGUUGUACAGACAAGAUUACAUGUACAGGUAAGAUUAACACAAUGCAAAUUUAACACGAUUGAUCCGUCACCGCUGAUUGUAUUGAUUCGCCGCUGAUUGCGUAAAGCCAAUUGUCAGUGACACUUGACACUGAGUGAGAUUUCUCAGUUCGCUAUACACGUCACUAAUUAGUGAUAGAUGGGCUUGUCGGUGAUCAGA